This is a messenger RNA of Micromonas pusilla CCMP1545, 852 nucleotides long. RefSeq lists its product as uncharacterized. The record is from RefSeq and is a predicted model, not a curated record. Lineage: Eukaryota; Viridiplantae; Chlorophyta; Mamiellophyceae; Mamiellales; Mamiellaceae. The transcript has 2 exons. The coding region runs from base 1 to 852 and encodes 283 amino acids.
AUGGGCGCGCCCACCCGCGGCGGCAGCACGCCCGCGGAGCGCCGAGCCGCGAAGCAGCGCGCGCGGAGGGAGCGCAAGAGCAACGCGUCGCCCGCGACGGCGGCGGCGCGCGGGGGCGCGCCGUCGUCGUCGUCGAAAAAGAAAAAGGUGCCGAGUGACGACGACGACGACGAGCGCGACGACGAGAAGAAGCGCGCGCGCGUCGACCCGCCGCGCGACGCCGUCGCGACGGCCUCGGACGACGACGCCUCGGACGACGACGACGCGCGCGCCGGAUCUCGUCGUUCUCCCGCGGGGCCCGCGGCCGCCGUCGUGCCUCGGACGGGCGCGUUCGGUUCGUACGGACGAAGCGACGGAGGCAUGAGCGUCGAGGACGACGAGUGGGCGACGUCCGCGCGCACCUGGCGCGCGCUCGCGCCGCACCUCAGCGCGUACAUCGCGAAGAAAGUCUGGGCGCCGUUCUACUACGACGGCACCGCGGGGAUUCGCAUGCGAGAGGCUGGGUUCCGUCGCGUCGUGCACACGAAGGAUGACUUUUUUAAACGCGUCAACGACCGCGCGUUCGUGAAGUCUCUCGCCGCGGUGAUCGAUAACCCGCCGUACACGGGGAAGGGCGUGAAAGAGCGCGUGAUCGCGGCGUUAGUGCGCGCGGACGUGCCCUUCUGUCUGUUGCUGCCCAUCGGGGUGCUGCACGCGCAGGAGCUGCUCGACGCGGACAAAGUCCAGACGUUGAUUCCGCGGCGGUGCCGCGUGAACAAGGCUGGCGGGAGAGAGAUCCCGUUCAAGUACCUCGUGUGGCUGUGUUACAAGAUGGAGUUGGAGAGGGACUUGGUCUUGAUGCCGGACGAGUGA